This is a messenger RNA of Blastomyces dermatitidis ER-3, 1092 nucleotides long. Its product is annotated as FK506-binding protein 2, variant. Gene Ontology annotation, biological process: protein peptidyl-prolyl isomerization. The record is from RefSeq and is a predicted model, not a curated record. NCBI's taxonomy places the organism in Eukaryota, Fungi, Ascomycota, Eurotiomycetes, Onygenales, Ajellomycetaceae. Bases 193 to 615 code for a protein of 140 amino acids. The transcript is spliced from 3 exons. Gene Ontology annotation, molecular function: peptidyl-prolyl cis-trans isomerase activity.
CGAGGGCGGAUGUUAGUACUGUAACUUACACGUAGGCUGUAAGUCCGCACGCUAAAUAUUUAGGUCCGCAGUAACUAUUCUGUGCAUCAACCCAACUCCGGGGCUUCAACGAUAGCUACAGCUUUCAAUACCACCCACCGCCUGGAGACGUAACCAAUCAUAAAGAUAAAGAAAAUAAUAAUAACGAAUGCAAUGCGUGUCCAAUCCCUCGUCACGUUUCUCUCCCUCUCCCUCUUUUCCCUCACCACCUUCGUCGUCGCCGAAGAGAGCGGACUCAAAAUCGAGAAGACACAUACCGUCGAAUGCGAGCGCCGCACCACAGUUGGUGAUGUCGUCUCAAUGCACUAUCGCGGCACCUUAGCCUCAGAUGGCUCCCAGUUCGACGCCAGCUACGACCGCGGCCAGCCCUUGGUGUUUACCGUUGGCAAGGGGCAAGUGAUCAAGGGAUGGGACCAAGGCCUCCUUGACAUGUGCGUUGGCGAUAAGCGCAAACUCACCAUUCCCCCCGGACUGGCCUACGGUGACCGCAGCGUCGGACCCAUCCCAGGCAGGGCCACCUUGAUCUUUGAGACGGAGCUGGUGAACAUCCAAGGUACGGCAAAGGAUGAGCUUUGAAACGCUGGCGCCGGAAGUAGUAGUCGUGGUGGUUUGUUCCUGUGGUUUCUGGUUGUUCUUGCGCUGGGAGGAGGAGUUGCUUACUGGAAACGGUACGGGUUUGGUGGGAUGUCCGCCCGCCGGGUUUAGAGCCGGGUGUGACAACUCCUUAAGGGCUAUUUUCUCUUUGGUUUGUGACACCAGUUAUGGAUUCUAAAAGCAAGGACAUGGAUAUUCUCUGUCGAUUGUGACUGGCCAAAUGCCUCUACCUGUAUGCAAUAGAUGUAUAGCUGAAUAUGCGUAAUAAACGUACGAAUAGCUCAGCAAGAAAACUCCAGUUAAAACAAAUAGGGUAUAACCAAAUUCCCGGAACCAUCUAAUCUACAAAGGUAUUUAUUAAAACAAACAUAUCUCGUAGCAGUGCUGUCGUGCAAUCAAUCCAUCUCUUCUAGACUCCCAUCUCCGCUCGCAUUAUAGUCCUCGCUAACUAGUAUUCCA